AGCUUCCCACAGUGAGUGCAGCUCCCAGCAGAGAGCACAGCUUGGCUGAAGCCUCACUCCAAAACCUCAUUCCAGCUUUGCACCACCCACACACAGCUGAUGGAGGGAGUCUCACCUCUGCUCUACAUCACCAGCUGCUCGUGACUCAUUCACUGCUCUGCUCAACACGCUCUGGGCUGGAAGGAUGGAGCUUUUUCUCCUUCACUACCCCUUUACCUGUCUGCUCAUUGCCUUUCUAGUCCUUUACCAGGUGAAACCUGCAUUCAGAUUCUUCUGCAAGAUGACCUUCUAUAAGUUAUGGCUCUUCACCAUAAGUAUUGGGGUUGCCAUCCUCAGUAUUCCUCGUGGACGUAACGUGGACAACAUGAUGUUUUUGCGCAUAUUGACUGUGCCACUCAAAUACAUCUUUGGCAUUCAGAUAGUGGUGAAGGGCAAGGAGAACCUCAGGACUAAGAAACCUUUUGUCCUGGUGCUGAAUCACCAGACCUCCCUUGACAUCAUGGUGAUGAUGGAGAUAUUGCCAAGGCGCUGUGUGCCCAUUGCAAAGAAGGAGAUCCUGUACAUGGGCACAUUUGGCCUGGCCUGCUGGCUCGCAGGGGUCAUCUUCAUCGACCGCAAGAGGAGGGAAGAGUCCAUUGGCACCCUGACAGAGGUGGCACACUCCCUGCACAGGGACAAUUUGCGUGUCUUGAUCUUCCCUGAAGGAACUCGCAACCAUGGUGGGUCCAUGUUGCCCUUCAAACGUGGGGCAUUCCAGCUGGCUGUGAAAGCCCAGGUCCCCAUUAUUCCUGUAGUGUUGUCGUCCUACAGCAACUUCUACAACCAGAAGGAGAAGAAAUUUACACCAGGAAAGAUGAUCAUCCAGAUCCUGCCAGAAGUGGAGACGCUGGGCCUGGGCCCCGACGAUGUUCCCAAGCUGACGGAACAGGUCCGUGACUCCAUGCUCUCUGUCUACCAGGGGAUAUCGGGAAUGAUGAAUGGAGCUUCCCAUUAGCGAUCCCAUCUUCCAGCUCCAGCUGUGUGUGCCACAGUGCAUGGGAGGCCAUGACAACCACAGGAAGGUCUGGCAGCAGAGACAACUGUGGAUUGCAACACUGACAAACCAGAGACAGGCAAAACAUCCACCAAGAAGAGAAGCUUCCAAUGGGAAUGUUCUUGUGUUCCUCCUAGAGAACUAUUCCACCCAGCGAGACAGACACACAGUGGACAGCUGGACAUUUCUGUGUAACCAUAUGGCUGAGAAUGUCCCACCAGCUGGACCCCAGGCAGAGCUGACCCCUUUCUGUGAUCAUUGCUGCCUGCUUAUAACCACCUUUCCCUGUUCAGAUCCACCAAGGUGGAGGCAUUGAUCCCAAGCCUGAGACAAUGCUGCCCGGGAAGUGGCUGUCUUGGAGUUUGAGGGAUGCCCACAUUUCCCUGGAACACACUCAGGAGAAGGCGCUGUUUUCUUCCUCUUCCAUGGAGGAUUUGGGAGGUACCUCUGCCAUGAGAGACAGAAACAAGGCAGCUUUGGGAGACGGGAAUUAAAAACCUUACAGGUGUCUACAGGGAUUGGUGGUUUCUUUGGCAUAUUUAGCCUUCCUUUUAAGCUGUGGAAGAUUUUACUUUCAGGGCUGAGCACAUCUUCAAAGUGCAAGAGGGACAUGUCUGGGGGCUCAGUAACCAGAGGCAAAUCGCAGGAGUAUGCUGCCUAAUAUCCUUGCUAUGCCCAGAUGGAAUCAUCAUCCCUGGAACUGUUCAAAAGAUGUGUGUAUCUGGUGCUUAGGGACAUGGUUUAGUUGUUGACCUGGCUGUGCUGGACUCGAUGAUCUUGGAGUGCUUUUCCAGCCUUACUGGUUCUGCAGUUCUGUGAUGAUUCUAUGAUAACCUCAUGAUUUUUAGCACAACCUUUAUAUCUUUCAACUCAAACACACACUGGGAGCUGCAGCUCCCAAUUUUUGAGUCCAGCCUUCUGUCUUCUCUGUCAGAGGAUGCCCACCAGCCAUGAUGUGAUUUGCUUUUUUGUGCUGGUAUGUUUAGCUAUGAACUGUAGCCAAAGACUGUUUUGAACACAGAUCUGAUUAACACAGAAUCACAUGCAGAUUGACAGAAUCAUUUAGGUUGGAAAAGCCCUCUAGGAUCAUGGACUCCAACCUGUGAGUGAUCCUCACCUUCUAUACCAGCCCAGAGCCCUGAGUGCCACAUCCAGUCCUUCCUUAGGCACCUCCAGGGAUGGGGACUCUCCCACCUCCCUUCCCAGGCCCCUUCCAGGGCUUGACCACACUUUCCAAGAAGAAAUUCCUCCUGGUGUCCACCCUGAGCCUCCCCAGGCACAGCCUGAGGCCGUUCCCUCUCCUCCUGUCCCUGUUCCCUGAGAGCAGAGCCCAAACCCCUGGCUGUCCCCUCCUGUCAGGAGCUGUGCAGAGCCACAAGGCCCCACGUGAGCCUCCUUUUCUCCAGGCUGAGCCCCUUCCCAGCUCCUUCAGCUGCUCCUGGGGCUCCAGACCCUUCCCCAGCUCCUUCUCUGGACAUGCUCCAGUCUUUCAAUGUCUUUCUUGCAGUGAGAGGCCCAAAAUUGAAUGCAGAAUUUGAGGUGGGGUCUCAGCAGUGCCAGCAGAUGGAGAAAGUCACUGCCCUGAUCAUGCUGGUCACAGUGUGUCUGGCACAGCCCAAGUGCCAUUGGACUCUUGCCCACCUGGACACUUGGGAUCUUGUUCAGCCAGUGUCAACCAGCUCCCCCAGGCCCUUUUCUGAUGGAAAGAUUCCCAACCCCCUCAGCCUGUCAUUUAUGCCAACUGUAGGUGAAUGCACAAGGAUGUGUUUUAUUACUGCCCAGAAUACCCAAACCACACAGAUUCACUGUAGGAUUUAAAUAAAACUUGUUUCAAGGCUUUAA
Molecule: messenger RNA, 2875 nt
Organism: Serinus canaria (Common canary)
Lineage: Eukaryota; Metazoa; Chordata; Aves; Passeriformes; Fringillidae
Product: 1-acyl-sn-glycerol-3-phosphate acyltransferase alpha-like
Exons: 6
Coding region: 185-994 (269 amino acids)
Biological process (GO): phosphatidic acid biosynthetic process
Cellular component (GO): endoplasmic reticulum; membrane
Molecular function (GO): 1-acylglycerol-3-phosphate O-acyltransferase activity
Source: RefSeq, a predicted model, not a curated record